Styela clava is the source of this 1309-nucleotide messenger RNA. Lineage: Eukaryota; Metazoa; Chordata; Ascidiacea; Stolidobranchia; Styelidae. The record is from RefSeq and is a predicted model, not a curated record.
CCGAAACGUAUACAUGGAUUGAUACGACGAAAUCGAAGAGAGGUAUUCCAAUGUUCACUAUCUUGGGUUACUUCUAACUUUGCCAGAAACUAAACCAAACCUUUUCUCUGGUUGGUCAACGACGUAAACCCGCAGCAACGAUUUACACUCAUCAUGAAACUGCACUUGCUGCGUUUCUUUGUUGUUUUCAACUAUUUGGCAUUUUUUUGCAUCCUUUUUUUGGCAUAUUUGCUUGUAAAAAUAUAUCAAGCCAUCGGGUGAUACAGCGGCACAUGUUUACCCGCCUGUGCAAGGAGGAGCGGGCGAGGAGUCUAUGCAAGAAGGAGCGGGCGAGGAGUCUGUGCAAGGAGGAGCGGACGAGGAGCCUGCGCAAGGAGGAACGGGCAAUACAGCAACUUCGUUAGAAGAUAUCAAGCCAUCGGGUGAUACAGCGGCACAUGUUUACCCGCCUGUGCAAGGAGGAGCGAGCGAGGAGUCUAUGCAAGAAGGAGCGGGCGAGGAGUCUGUGCAAGGAGGAGCGGACGAGGAGCCUGUGCAAGGAGGAACGGGCAAUACAGCAACUUCGUUAGAAGAUAUCAAGCUAUCGGGUGAUACAGCGGCACAUGUUUACCCGCCUGUGCAAGAAGAAGCGGACGAGGAGUCUGUGCAAGGAGGAGCGGGCGAGGAGCCUGUGCAAGGAGGAGCGGGCGAGGAGCCUGUGCAAGGAGAAGCGGGCGAUACAGCAAUUUCGUUAGAAAAUAUCAAGCCAUCGGGUGAUACAGCGGCACAUGUUUACCCGCCUGUGCAAGGAGGAGCGGGCGAGGAGUCUAUGCAAAAAGGAGCGGGCGAGGAGUCUGUGCAAGGAGGAGCGGGCGAGGAGUCUGUGCAAGGAGGAGCGGGCGAGGAGUCUGUGCAAGGAGGAGCGGGCGAGGAGCCUGUGCAAGGAGGAGCGGGCGAUACAGCAACUUCGUUAGAAGAUAUCAAGCCAUCGGGUGAUACAGCGGCACAUGUUUACCCGCCUGUGCAAGGAGGAGCGGGCGAGGAGUCUAUGCAAGAAGGAGCGGGCGAGGAGUCUGUGCAAGGAGGAGCGGACGAGGAGCCUGUGCAAGGAGGAACGGGCAAUACAGCAACUUCGUUAGAAGAUAUCAAGCUAUCGGGUGAUACAGCGGCACAUGUUUACCCGCCUGUGCAAGAAGAAGCGGACGAGGAGUCUGUGCAAGGAGGAGCGGGCGAGGAGCCUGUGCAAGGAGGAGCGGGCGAGGAGCCUGUGCAAGGAGAAGCGGGCGAUACAGCAAUUUCGUUAGAAGGUGGAUUAUCUGUAACGGAAUAA